Messenger RNA from Protomyces lactucae-debilis, 2446 nucleotides. RefSeq lists its product as uncharacterized. The transcript has a single exon. The record is from RefSeq and is a predicted model, not a curated record. Gene Ontology annotation, cellular component: RZZ complex. The coding region runs from base 63 to 2348 and encodes 761 amino acids. NCBI's taxonomy places the organism in Eukaryota, Fungi, Ascomycota, Taphrinomycetes, Taphrinales, Protomycetaceae. Gene Ontology annotation, biological process: mitotic spindle assembly checkpoint signaling; endoplasmic reticulum to Golgi vesicle-mediated transport.
CAACCAGCAUCCAUAAACACCUUGAUCCAGUGGGCUGAACACGCUUGCAUCGCAGAGGAUAUAUGUCUGCCCAGCUGCUCAAGGAAAUUGAGCAACAUGGGCCGACCGAUGCUGUGGUAAACCGCAUCGACUCACUUGCAGAGCAAGACUCAACACGUCUCGCGCAAGUCGUGCAAUUACUGGAUGCACGUCUGCCUGAAGUCGAGCAACAGCUGGACGCCCUUGUGCAUCGACAUGGCAAGCGACUCUAUAGUAUCUUUGCGGAUGACAAUGAGUCUACAAAGCAGGCGCGUCAGGUGUUUGCUGCGUCGCCCGUGGCCUUUGAGCUCGCCGAUAUCUUAAUGGAACAUGCGCGUACCAUUCAACAACUGGAGGACCAGCUUGACGCAGCGCACAAAGAACAAUCUCAGUUGGAAACACUGCAGCGCUUGGAUACACGCUAUCAAAACGCUGUGGGCGUGUCAAAGGCAGGUCAUCUGUGCAAAGCUUUGGGUAUGCUCAAUGAUUUGCGCGCCGAUUUGGAAUCAGAGGAGGAUGCAGCUCUCGCUGAUUUGAAAAACGAAGAACUAUCGGGUGAGAUCACUAGGUGCUACGGAGAAGUGGAGGAAAGCGCGCGAACCGUCUGGCACGGCAAGGUCUCUGUGACGGAGACGGCGCUCACGAUCGAAUCCGGUGAUGCGCUCGAGGAUGCUGUCAAAGCCAUGUCUAUGCUCGGUGCGCUCAAUAAACAAGCAAAGGCUCUCUCGAAGAAAAUUGAGGCCUUCUUUGUGCUGCCAAUCCUUCAACAAGCCAAGUGCCAACACGCAGAAGGAAGCAUACGACUAGAAUCCAGCAACAGCAACGGCAGCACAGGUCUCGAUGCACUGCAGCAAGUGGUCGAAUAUCUUGCCCAAAAGCUUCCAGCGGAAAUGCUCGUCCUGCUGCAGCAAUACUUGAUGCCCGCAAUACUCCUUGAAUUGCAGCAAACCUUUCUGCCUGCGCAACUACCUAUUGAAGUCCAAGCGACGGAGCGCAUCAAAAUACACAUUGUCUCUAUUCGUGAAUUCGAAAAGAAGAUGGCACAGUUGGGACUCUUAUCAGAUACAGACUUGACGGACUGGAUAGAACACAUCAAUCACCACUGGUUCGUUCGCAAGCGCGACGCAACUUUAGGUCAGGCACGAAAGGUCAUUCUUGCCUGGGGUGGCGCAACUGAGCAGGUCGAGGUACGUGAAGACGUCACUGGUCGAGACAUUGCUCAGGAACCGCAAAAUUCUGUAAAGCAAAGCGAGCCCACAGAGGAGCUAGAGGAAGAUGCUUGGGGUUCCCCCGAAUGGGAUGUGGAAGAUUCCAAGCAUACUACAAAAGCAAAGGAUGAUGAAGAAGAAGAUGAUGCAUGGGGUCUGGAUGAAGACAUUCCGAUCCCUACUACUCCUGGGAUCCAGCAACAAACCUUUUCAAAUCUCACUGGUGGUCAGAAGGUCACGCUCUCUGAAAAGUAUAUGGUGUCCUCGUUACCGAAAGACUUGCUUGCGCUCGUCGAUACGCUACGGGAAGAAGCGACAUGGUUGGACAACAGUCAAAGUCCAGUCCGAUCAGCUUCGCAAAGACUGAUUGAUGUGGUACCCCUGAUCAUGCUACUCUACCGCGGUUUAGUGCCGUAUCUGACUCAAAGAGGGCUGCCUCGCAUGCUUCUUUACAAUGACCUUUCUUACUUGGCGACCUUGUUGCCGAGACGCGACGCUAAUCUGACGGCGACUGCUGAAAGCCUGAAACAAUUCGGCGACUCAUUCUACAAGCUUGAGAUUGAAGAAAAGCAACAACAACUCCAUCUCAUACUGGAUGGCGCUUCUGGCUUUGUCGACUGCACCACACCUUCGCAAGAAGUUGUUUGCACCGCUACUUUACAAGAAUGUAUUGAUUUGCUUUGCCGAUUGCAGGAGCGCUGGGAAGGCACGCUUUCGCAUGCAACACUAUUGACAGCCCUUGGAAACUUGGUGGAAACGGUCGUUGCGUGUUUCACCUAUGAAGUGAUGAGUAUGACGGACAUUGCUGAACAAGAAUCCGCCCAGCUAGCCAAACUCGGCGACUUGCUUUCGACUGUUGAGCGGAAGCUCUUCUCUAAUCCUGCACAAGAUGACGAAGUCCAGGCUAUGGCAGCGCCUUAUGUGCCAUCUUGGUUCAAAUUCCGCUACUGCCUCGAGAUUCUUGAAGCCAAUUUGGCAUACAUUCUGGAUUUAUAUCGCGAUGGCUCGCUUGUUGACUUUGACAAGCGCGAGCUCGUGGAGCUCAUCCAGGCGCUUUUCGCUGAUAGCGACAAGCGGCGAAUGGCUAUUGGAGAGAUUCAGGGUGCAAAGCGCUGGCAAUGACAAGGUGUUUCUAGCAGGAUGCCGAUUGCUCAAUGCCGACUCACCACAUGACAAGCAAUGCAUCAGAGUAUACCCAUAUUAAUCAUGUUAAUCCUAAG